Molecule: messenger RNA, 2914 nt
Organism: Apodemus sylvaticus (European woodmouse)
Lineage: Eukaryota; Metazoa; Chordata; Mammalia; Rodentia; Muridae
Gene: Gpat3
Product: glycerol-3-phosphate acyltransferase 3
Exons: 13
Coding region: 274-1590 (438 amino acids)
Biological process (GO): triglyceride biosynthetic process
Cellular component (GO): endoplasmic reticulum
Molecular function (GO): glycerol-3-phosphate O-acyltransferase activity
Source: RefSeq, a predicted model, not a curated record
CAGAGUGCAGAAUAAGGGACCCGGGGGCCCGGCGCCCGAAAGCCACUGGCUACCCGCAUAGCCCGCAGCCCACGCCGUGGUGCAGGGAGCCUGCAGGAAUCCUCGCUGCCCGAGGGCCUCGAGGGAAGGGAGCGAGGCGGGCGGCGCAGACUCCCCGGAGCCCGGCUCCGGGCUGGACGCUGUGUUUUCCGAGCUGCGGCUGGACUGCCUGGGAGUCCGACACCUAGCGCGCUCGGCUUUCCUGGGGACCUUUCCCAGAGGGCGUGCCGAGACAUGGAGGGCGCAGACCUGGCGGUGAAGCUCCUGUCCACCUGGCUGACGCUGGUGGGCGGCCUCAUCCUUUUGCCCUCAGCCUUCGGAUUAUCCUUGGGCAUCUCGGAGCUCUACAUGAAGAUCCUGGUGAAAACCUUGGAGUGGGCCACAUUACGAAUUGAGAAAGGAGCCCCUAAGGAGUCUGUCCUUAAAAACUCGGCGUCUGUGGGUAUCAUCCAAAGAGAUGAGUCACCCAUGGAGAAAGGGCUCUCUGGUCUUCGAGGAAGGGACUUCGAGCUCUCUGAUGUGUUUUAUUUCUCCAAGAAGGGAUUGGAAGCCAUUGUGGAGGAUGAGGUGACCCAGAGGUUCUCCUCUGAAGAGCUAGUAUCAUGGAACCUACUCACGAGAACCAAUGUCAACUUCCAUUACAUCAGUCCGAGGCUCACCAUAGUGUGGGUGCUGGGCGUCCUGGUACGCUACUGCUUCCUGCUACCUCUGAGGGUUACCCUGGCUUUCAUUGGGAUCAGCUUGCUGAUUAUAGGAACUACACUGGUUGGCCAGCUCCCAGACAGCAGUCUCAAAAACUGGCUGAGCGAACUGGUGCACCUGACCUGCUGCAGGAUCUGUGUUCGGUCCCUGUCUGGCACCAUCCAUUAUCAUAACAAACAGUACAGACCCCAGAAGGGAGGCAUCUGUGUUGCCAAUCACACCUCUCCCAUCGAUGUCUUAAUCUUGGCAACGGAUGGAUGUUAUGCCAUGGUCGGACAGGUUCACGGUGGAUUGAUGGGGAUCAUUCAGCGAGCCAUGGUUAAGGCUUGUCCUCAUGUCUGGUUUGAGCGCUCAGAAAUAAAGGACAGACAUCUUGUGACUAAGAGAUUAAGAGAACACAUCACUGAUAAGAAAAAGUUACCCAUUCUAAUCUUCCCAGAAGGUACCUGCAUCAACAAUACUUCGGUCAUGAUGUUUAAAAAGGGAAGCUUUGAAAUUGGAGGAACCAUCUAUCCAGUGGCAAUAAAGUAUAACCCCCAGUUCGGUGAUGCCUUCUGGAACAGUAGUAAAUACAACAUGGUGAGCUACUUGCUUCGCAUAAUGACCAGCUGGGCCAUUGUCUGCGAUGUGUGGUACAUGCCUCCCAUGACCAGAGAGGAAGGAGAAGAUGCGGUUCAAUUUGCAAACAGGGUUAAAUCCGCUAUUGCUGUACAAGGAGGACUGACCGAACUUCCCUGGGAUGGAGGGCUGAAGAGAGCGAAGGUGAAGGACACCUUUAAGGAAGAACAACAGAAGAAUUACAGCAAGAUGAUUGUGGGCAACGGAUCUCCCAACCUGGCGCUGGACUGAUGUACCGUGGAUAAACGUGGCUUCCCAGAACUGGCUUUCAAAAAGCAAAAAUAAUAUUGUUUUGUUGUGUUGGCUUUUUGCUUGUUUGUUUAUUGUUAAUAUUUUUCUACGUGGUGAUUGUCUCCGUCUUCAUGCCAGAGGCUGAACCUACAGUUGUCUUUUUUGACAUUUUUUUUUUUUUUUUUUUUUUUUACUGUGUUGGCUCAAUGAAUUGUAAGGUCAAUUCUUGAGUGGAAACACAGGCUUGUAAAAUGACAAUUGUUGAUUGAAUGAAAUCUUUGUAUGGAGAAAAAGUGCUUCUAGGGUAUGUUUGGAAUUUGUUAAUAGGAUAAUUCUCAAUAAUGAAACUCUAAUUUAAUUUCCCUUUCUUUAAUCUUUAUUAUUAUUUUUUAAAGACAGGGUCUUAUUUAUUUAGCCCGGACUGGCUUCAAAUUCACUAUGUAGCCAAGACUGGUCAAGAACUGACUAUCCUGGCUCUACUUCCCAAGGGCUAGGAUUACAGGCAUGUGCUAGCACACUUAGGUGUUGACUUCAGUACUAUAUAUAGUAAAUGGUGAAGUCAUCAUACCGUACUGCAUUCCUAUUACAGUCGCAUUCUGCUAUCAGGUUGAAAGGAAAAUGGAGGAUUAUUUUUAGGGAAAGGACAAAUUUGUGGUCACUUGAUCUGAAAGCAAUGGAAUGGAGAUUAUUUUCCGCAAGUCUCAGAGGACCAAUUGCUGAUUGGUCAGAUUCUUUUAAGAACGUGUAGGAGCGGUGUUGAUUGGUCAGAUUCUUUAAAGAACCGUGAGGAGUGGUGAUGAUUGGUCAGAUUCAUUUAAGAACCGAGAGGAGCGGUGUUUGUUCCCACAACGCAUUUCAUCCAGCCAGAGUGGAGAAAGAAAGCACUGUUAGCUUUUCUUGUUUGUAUGCUGAAGAUUUCUUUUGUCUUAUGAUUGUUAUUUUGUUUGUUUUGUUUUGUUUUUGUAACAAAAUGAAAUUUUCCAAGGGAAGGAGCCUUUAAGAAAAGAAUCACACUCUCUGCAGGCUGCAAAAGUGAGCUGGGGAGCCUGUCUCCUGUCCGCCCCACCCCCAACCUCUCUGCAGCGGUUUAGCCCCAAACUCCCAGCCUUGUCAGCAGAAAACUAAAUGGUAUAACUACCUUUUGGAAACUGAGCCUUAACCUUUUUAAAAGGGGAAACAAGCCUUCUCCGAGUCCAAUAGCAUGAGCUACAUCUGAUAGUGAUCUACUACUGCUGUGAGCUCUUGAGGCUAUUAGCUGAGAGCAAGCCUGUGUAGAAAGUGAACGGUCUUAUUGACUCUGAAUAAAUUUUAUAUUUUUAAACGA